CGCCGCGCCCCACGCACGCGGCGAACAGACCGUCUCCUCCUCGAAAUGCCGCCGCACAACGCGCUGCUCGCGCCCGCGUCGCUCCGCGCGCUCGGCCCCCGCGCCAAGCCGCCCGCGCGUUCGUUGAACGCCGCGGUUCUCCGAGGACGACGCCUCGCGAUCGUCCCCCGCGCGUCGUCCGUCGUCCCGAAGCCCGCGGUCCGCGCCUCCGCGGUCGCGACGCCGACGCGCAUCGACAUCCACCCGGGGAGCGAGCUCGAGGGCCUCCGCACCGUCUCCGACCUCGUCUUCGACACCAAGUCCGCGGUGAACGAGUUCGGGCAGCUCGGCCCGCAGGCGGCGACGGUCAGCGCGUCCAUCGUGCUGCACGUGCUCACGGAGAACGCCACGGGCGACGUCGGCGCGCUCGAGGGCGCGAUGGUGUACGAGCCGUGCUCGGGCGCGUUCAUAGCGGAUCGGCUCGACUGCGUCGUGGACAAGACGUUCGUGAACCUCGCGUCGCUGUUCGCGGACAGGGUCGAGGGGAAGGUGUCCGUGGAGGUGGACGUCCACAGCGCGAAGACGGUGGAGGAGAUUGUCGCGCGCGCGAAGCGGAUGAAGGCGAUGUUCCAGGAGCUCGCGAUCGCCGUCUCGGACAAGAUUUUGUUCAAAGUCCCGGCGACGUGGAAGGGCAUCGAGGCGGUGCGGCGCUUGGAAGAAGAAGGGAUCCACUGCCACGUCACGCACGUGUACUGCUUAGAGCAGGCCGCGCUGGCGAUACGCGCGAACGCGGCGCUGCUGCAGACGUACGUCGGACGAACGAACACGUGGUACGCGAGCCGAGCGGCGGAGACUAAGGCGAAUUGCCUCGGCGAGGGCGUGGACCCUUCGCUCGUCGGCGUCGAGCUCACGCGGCAGAUCGACGCGCUCGUGCGGUGCCACAAGGGGAAGACGAAGAUCAUCGCCGCGAGCGUGAGGAACCGAGAGGAAGCGAUCGCGCUCGCGGGGUGCGACUUUUUGCUCUUGAACGAGCGCGUCAUCGCGGCGUUGAACGAAAAGCCGAGCGCGGAUAAGAGCGCGUGGGUCGCGCACAACUUCCACGACGCCGGGUGCCCGGACGUUCCGGAGGGGAUCGACGAGGCCGCGUUCGAGGUGGCGCUCGCGUCGUCGCCCGCGGGGGAAGAGCUCACGCUCGGGAUGAAGAACAGCGCGGUCGCGGACGAGAGGUUGAGGGAGUACAUCAAGCAGAGGGUCGCCCCGGGUUCGGGGCAGUGAUGAGCGACUGAUUGGAGAGAAAAGCGCGACGCGCGGCUGGGACGUCGUCUUAGUCUACCGAUACGAUAGACUACUGUAUCGAUACGACGCGAAUGAAUACGUGAACGACGCGUUCAUCGUUUAUUCGCUUGUUCUAUGAUACGUACGCGUCUAC
Messenger RNA from Micromonas pusilla CCMP1545, 1408 nucleotides. RefSeq lists its product as uncharacterized. Gene Ontology annotation, cellular component: intracellular anatomical structure. The coding region runs from base 46 to 1254 and encodes 402 amino acids. The record is from RefSeq and is a predicted model, not a curated record. Lineage: Eukaryota; Viridiplantae; Chlorophyta; Mamiellophyceae; Mamiellales; Mamiellaceae. The transcript has 4 exons. Gene Ontology annotation, biological process: pentose-phosphate shunt, non-oxidative branch; carbohydrate metabolic process. Gene Ontology annotation, molecular function: transaldolase activity.